Molecule: messenger RNA, 525 nt
Organism: Kickxella alabastrina
Lineage: Eukaryota; Fungi; Kickxellomycota; Kickxellomycetes; Kickxellales; Kickxellaceae
Product: putative actin related protein 2/3 complex subunit 4
Exons: 2
Coding region: 1-525 (174 amino acids)
Biological process (GO): Arp2/3 complex-mediated actin nucleation; actin filament polymerization
Cellular component (GO): Arp2/3 protein complex; actin cytoskeleton
Molecular function (GO): actin filament binding
Source: RefSeq, a predicted model, not a curated record
AUGUUGAAACGGGGGAUGGUCAAACACGCUCGCCCGUACCUGAACGCCGUGCGCUCGACAUUGACAGCAGCGCUAUGCCUGGACAACUUUGCGUCCCAGAUCGUCGAGAAGCACAACGUGCCCGAGGUCGAGGCCGGCAACACAAAGGAGGUACUGCUCAACCCGCUGGUUGUGAGUCGCAACGAGAACGAGCAGGUUCUGAUCGAGGGCAGCAUCAACUCGGUGCGCAUCAGCAUUCGCAUCAAGCAGGCCGACGACAUUGAGCGCAUUUUGGCCCACAAGUUUACGCGCUUCUUGAUGAUGCGCGCAGAGAACUUUAUCAUUCUCAGGCGGGUGCCGAUCAAGGGAUACGACAUUAGCUUUUUGGUGACAAACUUCCACACCGAGCAGAUGUACAAGCACAAGCUGGUCGACUUUAUCAUCGAGUUCAUGGAGGAGGUCGAUAAGGAGAUCAGCGAGAUGAAGCUCAGCCUGAACGCCAGAGCGCGCAUCGUCGCAGAGACCUAUCUGUCGCAGUUUGUCUGA